Molecule: messenger RNA, 1078 nt
Organism: Exaiptasia diaphana
Lineage: Eukaryota; Metazoa; Cnidaria; Anthozoa; Actiniaria; Aiptasiidae
Product: homeobox protein XHOX-7.1
Exons: 3
Coding region: 95-766 (223 amino acids)
Biological process (GO): regulation of DNA-templated transcription
Molecular function (GO): DNA-binding transcription factor activity, RNA polymerase II-specific; DNA binding
Source: RefSeq, a predicted model, not a curated record
GACGCAACCAGCGUUCAUUUCACAACCAGCCAUUUCAAAGUGCUGAUCUCUCUGUCUUUACAAGACGUUUUAGAACGUGAAUCUCUGCCAAAGUAUGGAAAACAUUCAAAGUAAUGAUAUCAGUGAAGAACGCAAACAAGUCUCAAAGAAAAAAUAUUCUUUCUUAAUUGAGAACAUAUUAACGCGUGAGAAUCAAGAAAAGAAAGAGUUUAGUCGAAACAUGUCUUCUCUUGAAUGYAACAGGGAUCUGCGUAAAAAGCCACGAACCUCGUUUACAACCGAACAAGUCACAGCAUUAGAAAAGCGCUUCAACUCUCAGAAGUACCUUGGGACACGUGAACGAUCAGAAUUGGCUGAAAAGUUAAAUUUGACAGACACUCAAAUCAAAACGUGGUUUCAGAACAGACGAAUGAAACAAAAACGAAACGUCAGGUCGUCCAAGAUGGCUGCCAGUCCUUAUAUGACCCCUCUUGAUUAUGGACUACCAUAUCCAUACUCGCCACCAUUCCCUCAGAGCUUCCCUAAUAUGUCUAAUAUGUUUACUACGCAUUUACAGCCUCGUUAUCAAUCCCUACUUGUUCCUAUGCAACUUGCGGAAUUUGACAAAAGCGCGGCGUUUUUCUCAAGGCCCAGGAUUCUUGCAGACGACGUGGCCUCCUCGACGUUACAGUCAUCCUCGGUAUCGGCAGAGACUAACGAGUCAUUUCGGAAUCAGCAGCCAUUCCUGCCUCCUCCAUUCUGGUCAUCCCUUCAUGUAUCUUGCUGAAAGACUUUAAAAUUAGCUCUACGCAAAUAAUAAGUUUGACAAAGACGACCAAAGUCAUGAAAAUGUAUAAAAGACAUCAAUCUUUUGUAGUUUUAAACAUUUUGUAUUACCAAACACUUUGAAUUUCAUCAAUUUCUAUUAGUUUAUACAACUAUUUCAUUUUGUUUUUAAAAGUUCACUAUAAAAUCAAUAGAAUUAUUAAUUAAAUUAUACUUUUUUGAAAGUUUGCCGUGUUAAAUGUAUGACGUCAUUUGUGGCGGGAAACUUGGUGCAUUUCGGGUGCGCGCGUUUAAUAACAAGUCAACAGCCGAC